Messenger RNA from Pseudocercospora fijiensis CIRAD86, 1534 nucleotides. RefSeq lists its product as uncharacterized. The transcript is spliced from 8 exons. The record is from RefSeq and is a predicted model, not a curated record. Bases 115 to 927 code for a protein of 270 amino acids. Gene Ontology annotation, cellular component: cytoplasm. Gene Ontology annotation, biological process: signal transduction. Lineage: Eukaryota; Fungi; Ascomycota; Dothideomycetes; Mycosphaerellales; Mycosphaerellaceae.
CAAACACAACGAAGCUCAUAGCAACACACUUCUCCUCCGACCCUUUGCGCGCGCCGUAUCGAUCAAUACAACUCCGCAAACCUCGACCGAUAUCAACCCCAGCAGCAGCACGAGAUGGCCACCGAGCGCGAGAGCAAGACUUUCCUCGCACGAUUGUGCGAGCAGGCUGAGCGCUACGAUGAGAUGGUCCUCUACAUGAAGGAAGUCGCAAAGCUCGGCGGUGAGCUCACGGUCGAUGAGCGCAACCUUCUCUCAGUCGCCUACAAGAACGUCGUUGGUACGCGUCGUGCCUCGUGGAGAAUCAUCUCCAGCAUCGAGCAGAAGGAGGAGGCCAAGGGCUCGGACAAGCACGUUGGCAUCAUCCGCGACUAUCGCCAGAAGAUCGAGACCGAGCUCGAGAAGGUCUGCCAAGAUGUUCUCGAUGUGCUUGACGAGAGCCUCAUCCCCAAGGCAGAGACCGGCGAGAGCAAGGUCUUCUACCAUAAGAUGAAGGGUGACUACCACCGUUACCUUGCCGAAUUCGCAUCUGGCGAGAAGCGCAAGACCGCCGCGACCGCUGCGCACGAGGCUUACAAGAACGCCACCGACGUUGCUCAGACCGAGCUCACCCCAACCCACCCUAUCCGCCUGGGUCUGGCCCUCAACUUCUCCGUCUUCUACUACGAGAUCCUCAACUCGCCCGACCGUGCAUGCCACCUUGCCAAGCAGGCCUUCGAUGAUGCCAUCGCCGAGCUCGACUCGCUGUCUGAGGAGUCUUACCGCGACAGCACUCUCAUCAUGCAGCUCCUCCGCGACAACCUCACCCUCUGGACGUCAUCGGACGGUGGCGAGCCAGACGCCGCUGCAGGCGAGGCCAAGGGCGAGGAGAAGGCGGCAGAGCCAGCCACCGAGCCUCCAGCAGCUGCUGAGGAGAAGCCAGCGGCUUAAGCACAUUCAUCAAAGUCUUUACCAAAUCAUCAGCGUACGGCUUUUCGGGCGUUGGCGUGUGUGUGGGAGCGUGGAAUGACGAUGCAUCUUUUCUCUCAACUCAAACAAGAUUGAGCCAGAGAUGGGAUGCAGCAUGGGAAUCUUAACGCGGAGAGAGAGAAAGGAAAAUUGUGAAAGCAGCGGAACGCCAGCACCCGAAGUCGCCCACAGCAAGUCUCUUCUGGGUUGAUCUUUGUCUGACCUGGAGACACGAAUGCAGCUUUUCCAUUUUCUUAUCAACACUACAACAACAACAAAAUCUCUCCUCGCCAAACAAACCACCCCAAAUUCGUGUUUUGUUGUCUGCUUUUGCGAGCGGCUCGGUGCGGUACUCGAAUACCCUUGAGUACCUUGUGGCUUUUUUUUUUAGUUUGCGUCUGUCUUGCUUUUUUCGUAUGCGAUGUAUGUUGUUUCUUUUGUAAAAAUGUUUCCUCUCUCGACAUGGAAGAGUUACAUUUUUUUCAAAAAAGACGACGGAUUCAUUCUGACGGUCCCUACCACCCAAAGCUAGCUAGCAUAUAUAGCGUUGAGCAGUAUGCAGCGAAACGAAUAUGAAACAAAAAAUCUU